Messenger RNA from Pyrus x bretschneideri (Chinese white pear), 1615 nucleotides. RefSeq names its product mRNA-decapping enzyme-like protein. The transcript is spliced from 8 exons. The coding region runs from base 262 to 1350 and encodes 362 amino acids. Gene Ontology annotation, biological process: positive regulation of catalytic activity; deadenylation-independent decapping of nuclear-transcribed mRNA; deadenylation-dependent decapping of nuclear-transcribed mRNA. Gene Ontology annotation, cellular component: P-body. The record is from RefSeq and is a predicted model, not a curated record. Gene Ontology annotation, molecular function: mRNA binding; enzyme activator activity. Lineage: Eukaryota; Viridiplantae; Streptophyta; Magnoliopsida; Rosales; Rosaceae.
UUGGCAGUGAAGUGGGCUUGGAACUUUCCAGAAACAAAUUAUAAACCCAAAACCUCGAAAGUACCCCCUUCCCUUCCAGAACUUCUUCAGAAGAAUGCCGGGUCAUUUUCGUCAUUGUGGAUAACAGCGUCGCGGGGUCGCUUGAGAAAGAAGGUUUCAUGAUCCGAGUUGGACCUUCGCUUUCCUUAAAUUCCGCUUCUUCCUCCCAAAUUUCGGCGGUGGCGGAGGCAGUGGCGGAGCAGAAACCGAAGAAGGAAAAAAAUGUCGCAGAACGGGAAAUUGACGCCGAACCUGGACCAACAGAGCACGAAGCUUCUGAAUCUGACGGUUCUGCAGCGAAUCGACCCCUCCGUCGAGGAAAUUCUCAUCACCUCCACUCACGUCACCUUCUACGAGUUCAACACUGAUCUCAGCGAAUGGAGUCGCAAGGACGUCGAAGGAUCGCUCUUCGUGGUCAAGAGGAAUGCGCAACCUCGGUUUCAGUUCAUUGUGAUGAACCGGCGGAAUAGUGAAAAUUUGGUGGAGGAUCUCUUGGGAGAUUUUGAAUUUGAAGUCCAACAUCCAUAUCUAUUGUAUCGAAAUGCGGCUCGAGAGGUCAAUGGUAUUUGGUUCUACAAUCCAAGUGAAUGUGAGGAGGUGGCAAAUAUGUUUAACAGGAUUCUUAGUGCAUAUUCCAAGGUACCUCAAAACUCAAUGGUAUCACCAACAAAGAGUGAGUUUGAGGAACUGGAAGCAGUCCCAAGCAUGGUUAUUAUGGAUGGUCCUUUGGAGCCAUCGUCAUCAACUGCCUCUCAUGUCACAGACGUUCCGGAUGAUCCGGCUUUUGUGAACUUCUUCAGUACGGCUAUGACUAUCGUGAAUUCUUCAACUAAAGCAAUUACUGGACAGCCUUACCAAUCAUCUUCGACAGCCUAUCUACCUUCUCAUCCAUUCGGUGCUGCACCUUCAAGUAUUCCUGGCAUGCGAAUUCCAUGUGCUCCACUGACAACUUUAUCCCCUUUCGUUGACCUCCCUGAAUCCCACAACACCACCAACUUGGCCAGUAAUCUUGUAAAGCCAUCUUUUUUUCUUCAUCCUUCCUCUUCAGCAACAACGAUGCCAGCUGUCACUGCAUCAAGCCGUGCUGCUUCUCUUCUUCACCCUGCUGUAAGUGUGCAACGUCCAUAUGGUGCUCCUUUGUUACAGCCUUUUCCACCGCCAGCCCCUCCACCAUCUCUCACUGCUGCUUCUUUCCCUCCUAACUAUGGGCCACUUAAUAGAGAUAAAGUACGAAAUGCACUCAUGCUGCUUGUACAGGAUAAUCAAUUCAUCGACAUGGUAUAUGGAGCACUCCAGAAGGCACACCACUGAACACCUAAAGGAAGCAGCACAGGCUAGAAGCUGGUUUGUUUUUGUUCAUUGUGUGCCUUCUUUAAAACGCAUGCGUAUGAUGUAUAGGAUUUCGAUUCUCAUUCUCAUGAGAGGGGAACUUCGAUAUAGGGGUAUGUUGAGUUUUAAAUUUGUCUGUGCCAUGUAGUUUUGAAUGUAUGUUUUUUUUGAACAAAAGUUUCUGGAGUUAAAACAUAGUCUAAAACGAAUUAUCAAAUAACAAAAACAAUUAAAGGCAAAUUGCGGA